Molecule: messenger RNA, 17573 nt
Organism: Porites lobata
Lineage: Eukaryota; Metazoa; Cnidaria; Anthozoa; Scleractinia; Poritidae
Source: the annotation of a GenBank genome assembly
CCCCGUUAGUAAUUGCUUUUGUCCAUCGUUACCAAGAUGGCGGCAGAUUUGAGUCCAGCAGAAAAAGAAACUCUUGAAGCGCUUUUACAGGUAAAACUUGGAUAAAUUAAGUUGGUUUUAACACCGAUAUUAUGUAGGGAAAAAAUGUUUUUCCUAAAAUGUUGUAGAAAAUAAUAAACAAUCGCAGUAGUACCAUUCAUGUGCUUUGUGCUGUGGCAGGGCAUUACAUUAACUGGCAGCAUGGCAACAUCCAGUGUAGGCUUCAUUAAUUACUGUAUGCUUGGGCACAUUGAUUUCAUGUCUUAUUUUUCGAGUGUAUUGUUUAAGGGCUUGCUGAUUACGCAUAGUUUUUAAGUUUUAAUAUGCUAUUUUCGAUGAUGAUGUUCAGUUGUUGAUGAUAGUGAUAGCCAGUUUACAGGGUUUACAGACGUGUCUUCUUAUGGGAGACCCUGAAUAGUUGUUGUUGUUUAGCUUAUCUGUUGGAUCUACUAGUUAGUCAUUAAAUUGUUUCAUGUGUUUUCGUUUUUUUACCCAUAUUUAUGCCAGAGCCUUCAAAGAGAUAUCAACUGUCUGGCAGAUGACAACAGAGGUACAAGAAAGCGAGCCCUGGAGAAGAUUAGCAAAGAAGUUUUUUCAAAGAAGUCAAAGUUAUCUGCUUCAGUAAUGAAAACUGUUUUUGAAGAAAUUUUAAAGCCUGUUUUGAAGCUGUUUUCAGACCCAACUGAAAAAUGCAGAGAGCUUUCUUUACAGAUGGUUACUGAGUAAGUUUAUGGUGAACUUGUCCAAAAACUAUAAGCAGACAUGAAAAUUUGGUGCGUGGUUGUUUUGCUGUACCAUGAAAUCGAUUGGCUGCAAAGCAUUUUUCUUUUCACUACAUCAACUGCUCCAAAAAGAGUUGAUUCACUUCAAAGCAUACAGGCAACUCUCUUGGAAGCGACCACCCUUGGUGCACAAAAAAGUGUUUGCUUACGGGAGGUGGUCCUCUAUGGGAAAACUCAAGGAAGUAAGCUUAAACUGAACUGAUUAAUGUAACUGCUUAAAAUUAUUAUCUUACAUCUCAAAAUUAGGUAAACAGACUUGUAACUGGCAAUGAUGUUUCAUAUCUAGUAGUGCUUGAAACAUUUUGAAACUUAAAUGAAGAUAUGAACGUUGCAGUGGUAAUUUCAAUUUAAGAAAUUACAAAUUAACCUGAAAAAAAAACUUGGGACUCCCGCAGGAUUCAAACCCAUGGCUUCUGCGUUAGCACGGCAACGCUCUACCAACUGAGCUACAAAGACCCAUACAUUGUAUCAUCGUUACAAUCCACCUUUUUACUUACACUCAUCUUUUUUGUAAGUCAACUGCUAUAAUCUAUCAAUAGGCUUGGUCAGCACUACCGGAAAACUGAGAGGAAUGGUUUUGUAACAGUUAUAUGUGAACAUACAUGGUGGUUGCUUGUGGGAAACAGAAAACAAUUUCUGGUUUAAAAGGUGGUUGCUGUGAGAGAGUUGAAUGUAUUUACUUUGAGAUGAUUUUUUGUUCUACCUAAUCAUGAAGCUUCUCAGCUAUUGUAGCCAAGUUGAUGCCCCUGUACAGUUUGACUAGUCGAAGCAAAUCCAAAAUGUCAAAUUAACACAACAACUUGUCUUCUGUCCCUGUUGAACUUUCUUAAUUAAUCUUCUUUUGAUUUUCUAAUUUUUAAACCAGGCAAAAAGAUUAAUGCCUGCCUUGAUGCUUUACCUUUACCACUCUAGAUUUGCUAAGCAAGUGGUGGACAUGUCCCAGUUUCUUCCAUAUGUAAUUCCAGCAGUGGUCCAAAGACUAGGCCAGCCAGAAUUAGUUGAGCCUUGUGAAGAAAUUAGACUUUCUACGGUGGAAAUGUUGCUCUCUGUUAUUGAGAUAUGUGGUGAAAAAGUUGGUGUAUAUAUCGAUGACUUGAUAAAAAUACUUCAGAGAACUCUUGUUGAUCCAUUUCAUGAUGUAAGAAAGGUAAGAAAGAUUUGGGAUUUAAUUGUUUGCACAGGCUGCCCAUCAACCCUCACAGGCUCACCCCAUUUUAUAAAUUAAGAAACACUGACCAGGCGUGUUAUUGCUGCCGCAGUGAGUGAGCCUGAAGCAAACAAACGAGGCAGCUCUCUAAUCAGCAAAAAAAUUACAUUAUAGGGGCAUUCAAUCACUUUUUCUUGCCAAACUCAAGGAAUUGUGCACAAUGGACUCGCAAGGAAUUGUGGUUAUGUGCGAAUGGAAGAUCUAGGAUGCACAGUAGACUCGCAAGGAAUUGUGGUUAUGGGAGAUUUAGAAUGUGCAGUGGAUCACCAUGUGCUUUCUUCUCACACUGAUUUUCAACUGCAAUUUGAAUAAUUUGCAAUCUCGUUAAAGUACGUCUAGAAACAAAAGGUCUAAUCAGCAAACAAACAAUUUUGCAUGUGCUGCAUACUUUUGCAGUUGGCCGACACUUGUCGACCGAGAACUGAAGGCAUUCAUUAUGAAUUAAUUAUUGCUGAUGCCAAGGCAGAAUGAAAGCAAAGUUCGAAACCUCUGUACAUUUGGGUUUGUUUUCAGAAAACAGAACACGCUCAAGACCAGCAAAAUAGCGUAGCAUAUGGACAAUGAAAUAGCCUCACUGGAGCAGGCAGCCAUUUUAUAUUUUUCAAGCAUAUUUUCACAAAAUGCAAUAUUUUAUAUAUAAAUCAGUUUUAUUAUUUGCUGAGGCUAUAUGGCCGGUAACUGGUCAAGAUUUACAAAACACUAAAUGACCAGCAAUCCGAUAUUUUAAGUAUAGUGAUUGGGGUUAAGCACUGACAAUACUGAUCAGGGUUAAGCACUGAAAAUACUAUUAGGGUUAAGCACUAACCAUACUGAUUAGGAUUAAGCCCUGAGAAUAGCAGGGCUAUUUAUACGAGAAAACUAAAACAUUAAUGUAUGAUAAUGUAUGAUAAGCUAAACUUUAUCAAAUUUAGACAGCAGGUUGACUUCAUUAAUAGCAGAGAGACGUUUUUGUUUUGUUUAUACCUGUAGGAAAGUUGUCGAUGCACAAAUGUUUUAGCUCCAGCUGUUCCUGAGCAGUUUUAUUUCCAAGCCAACUCACUUGUGACUCCUCUUCUAAAGUCUCUAUCUCACCAACAUUCUAAAGUCAGAGUUUCUUGUAUACAGGUAAGAAAUUAUUACUGUGUAGAUAAUGUAACAUGAUUUUCAACUCUGUGGUGUUUUUCAGUUGUUACAUUUUCCAGUCCUGGGCUCUAAAAUGGGUCUUUUUAGACAUGGUGGUCCAGACAUGCACUGACAAAGGUUGCAUAGGAUAAUUUCUAUUAUGUAGCAAGGUGUUUGUAAAAUAAUAGUUCUUAUUAUAUGAACGGCAGUAUUUUACAAGGAUUUCUACCACCGAGAAAUGUGGUAUCUGAACACACGUAAAAAUACGAUAUUUUUACAUGUGAAGAUAUCGAUAAUUUCACUGACAUCAGGUUUGUCUCUUAAAUUGGACUUAAAUUCGUUGGUGUAUCAUCGAAACAUCUUCGGGUCUUCCUCGAAAGUGCUCAGCAAUCUUUGGAAAUCGUCGGACAUCUUCGGAAAUUUUCGGAAAUUCUCGGAAAAUGUUCGGGAACGUUCAUCUGGUCUUCGGGACAAUUUGAAAAAUCGUCGGAAAUCUUCGGAAAAUCAUCAAAAACGCCGUCAUCAGUAUGUUUAUAUAAUAAACAGAAUAAUACAUGGACGCUUGGACAUAUGGAAUUUAUCUUCUCGUGUUCACAUUCGAUAUCUCACUCGUUCGCUGCGCUCACUCGUUCGAUAUCGAUGUGAACACUCAAAGAUAAAUUCCAUAUCUCCGCGCGACCAUGUAUUAUUCUCUAUUUGUUUUUUUUGUUUAAUCCUUCAGUUUUUGUUGAUUUGAAAUCCUGCAGAACAAAUAAGCAACCCUUUAAAAUAUGUGCCCCCUAGUUUUCUUAAGUCAGAAAAUUAAAUAUUUUUCAGGAUUAAUUUACAGUUUUAGACCUAAAAUUUUGAUUGACAGACAGUGUGUACACUUUUUCAUUGUCAUUGCUGUCUCCAGACGUUAGGUACUGUCAUUAGCUAUGGAGAUGGCAAAAAUGUGGAUGAUGUAGUUUCACAUCUUGCCCAGAGAACAUUUGACAGUGCACCAACAGUGAGAGCAGCUUUGACUGGUGUUGUUGGUGACUGGUUGUUAAAUCUUCGUGACAGGUGAAAAAAUAAUAUAGGAAGUUAGUACAGUGUACAUGUACAGUGAUUUUCAAAGAAAAGUGGAAUAGAUGGUGAGUCAAACAUGUACACUCUCUUGGUUCAUAAUCACUCCCUUACUUUGAAGACUGAAUACAGCAGCACUGCUGCUAUGUUUGUACUCUAACAGCACCAGGGAGCUUGGGGCAACUAACUUUUGAUUUUGGGAAACUUCAAAAUCUUACUCACACAUGGUUUGCACGGCCUGGAAUACUCCUAGAAAAACUGCUAGGUCCUUGAAAAGUCCUUAAAAACUGUUUUUCUUCUUGAAAACUCCUUGAAUUUGAAGAAGCGGUACUUGAAUUGUAUUAAAACCCAUUGAACUCUUGAGACUACAACAAAAUAAGUUCAUGUUUGACUUCAAAAGAUUGAAGGAAUUGCUGAGAAACACAUUUGAAGUCUCGAAAAUGAUGAGAAACUUUCUUUGUCAGGGCAAUUCAGUGUUUCUUUAAUAAUCAAAGUAUCUAAGUAACUGCAUCCUUAAUGGAGUUUCCCAUUGCAAGUGUAUUCAUCAGUCAAUCAGCCCCACUCUUAGCAAACAAAACCACAGCUGCUUGAGGGAGCUUGAAGCAUGAAAUUUAUUCAAAAUUUAUUUGCAUCUUUUUGUACUUACAGGUUUUGGUUUGUUGGCAUGACUGUGCAAAAUAUGUAAUAUUUGUGACAAAAUAAUGUGUGCACCUGAGAAAAGUAAAUGCUUGAAUUUUCUUAUUAAGUACUUGAAAAUUUAUGGAAAAGUUCUUGAAUAAAAGUUUAUGAAACCUUUAUGAACCAUGGUACAUUGUGUUUAAGACAAAAAUUUGUUGGGCACCCAAGACGUCAUAUAUGGAAUCCUUUAGGUAAUCUAAUCUUUUUUAGAGUGUAGCAAAGUCCAGUCAGGGCACUACACUUAGUCCAAAUCAUGUUGUUAAGGCUUUCUGAAAGUCAGCUACUUCCAGAGGCCAGAUGGAGUUGUCUGGCUUUUAAGUAACACUCACUUUUUAUGCCCUGGAAACUUGUACUCCACUAUCUUGGACCGUUCAAAUAAAUCUAAAUUGACAUAUUACGUGGAUUUCACCGAAAAAUCUGUGCUCCAUCCUUUCAUCAGAACAGAAAAUCCCUAAACAUGUGAUGGAGCCCUUCAACUGAUUCUUAUUUGGCUUUUUUCAAACCUCUUUCUUAAUUUAUGUUUUAUAUACAUUAGGUGUCUAUGUAUAUGUCAAAGUUAUAUUCAGGUUAAAAUUUUUUUUAACCCAGGUUGAUUCUCAAUUUCCUUUUUCUAGGGCUAGGAGACAAAGGAAAUUGAGAAUCAACCUAGCAGGUUAAAAAAUUUUAACCUGAAUAUAAUUUUGACAUGUAACAUUUACUAAUACUAUUAUUGGAGAACUUAUCAGUCACAUUGUUAUUUGUAGAUAUUCAUAUUUCCAUAAGUUACUGCCAUUAUUGAUGACAGGCUUGUCUGAUGAAAUGCCUGAUAUUCAGAAGCAGGCAAGACAGCUCAUGGACAAGGUAAUAAAAAUGCUUCUUAUUAUGUGACAAGUAUCAGUCAUUAACCCAUUCACACCCAGUUUAGCUGCCUGUAAAUGCCUGAGUGAAAAGUCUCUUAUGUAUAGCCUGUGUAGUAGGUGCUUGGAAGUAAUACACAAGAAAAGAAAGGUGCAUGUGAUGGAGACACACGCACCCCAUUCUUUCUUGUACCCAUUAUUUCCAAGCGCCUGCUACACAGGCUACUAACACGACAGAGGCACAUGCACCCCAUUUGCGAUUCUUUCUUGUGCCCAUUAUUUCCUAGUGCCUACUACACAGGCUACUGUCUUAUGUACUACUGGUAUGCACCAUGUAAUGAUUGGGAUCUUUUUGUGCGAGAUUCAGCCACAACAAGUAGGCCAGAGACAACAUAAAAUCAUGUGACUUUGACACAAAAAUGAAAAUGAGAAUCGUGUUCCACUAACCCCUGUACUUUUCUUAGAAUAUUUUUAAGGGUUUUGAAGCUUAGCAUUAAUCUCCCAGCAAAAGUAAAAAAAGGGAAGAGAAUCAAAAAAAGUGACGAGGAGAGAAAGUGAAAGAUGUUAAAAUAUCUCCCAUAACUGCAAAAUAAAAAAAAUAAAGAUACAUGCACACUUGGUCUUGUAUGACAGGUGGGUGAACAGUUUGCAGCGGAGAAUGAAGAUGAUUUAAAAGACAAAAUGGAUUUUGAGGAAAUCCCAGAUUACAAGCUUUCAACAGGUAACGUUACUUAAACAAUAAAUGCCAUGCUUCUCAGAUACAUUAGUUCUACAGUCUGGAAAUUUAUAAACUUUAAGAAGUACCUCAUUUUCUUCAGUUAUAGUAGAACAGGCGAGAUACGCAGCACACGAAGAAGGUGAUACGUGAAGAGUGUCACCUUCCUGAAGGGUGGUAAUUUUCACGCGUGGUCCCGCAUUCUGCUCAUUUCACUAUCCCAGGAAGAAAUGAGACUAAUAAUGACUAAUGUUUUAGGCUAGGAAAAUUAUCGAGAAUUUUUGCUUUGUUGUGCUAUGCUUUUUUCAUUCCAUAGGUAUGACACGCCCCAGUCUCGGAUGCAGGGUUUUAGUUCAAAGAAAUUUGUCUAAGAUUUUACCUGCUGCACUACGAGACAUGGCCGACUGGACUGCUGACACAAGAGUUAAGGUUGUUUGGCAAUUUUUUUGAUGUGAACUUUUUGAUGAUUAACUAACUGCAUAUCUCUUUGAACUGCAUAGUGAUUUACUGAAUUUUAUUAAGGAGAUGAAACUGAGCUAAACUGAACGGUAAAACUGUGACUGAACUAAUUUUGGGUAUUUUCAAUGUAUGUACAAGUAAGAAAAAACGCGCUGAAGAGUGUGAUUCUUUGUUCUCGCCCUAAUCUCUUUUAAUCAAUGAACACUCGGUGAAGAUCGCACUAACAUUGCAAGUCAACAAACUUGUUUCACUUUUGAUGGCUUCCAUAAGCAUUGCAAACAACAAAUCAGAACAUAAGAUGUUUUAAUUGCGGCGUUGUGCAUUUCAACAAGGUUUCAUCCCAGUUCCUUUGAAAUUGCCUUCCAAACAGCUUGGUUCUCUGUGUGAGGAAAGUUUUUGCAAACACGCCAAUCUUUGAAACCGUUGCUGAAAAAACAGCAGUCAUUUCGCGACCGCACCGUGCCACUGGUUUCCCAGCAAAAUAACAUCCGAGGAACGAACUCAGAAAUUCCAUACUGAUGACGUGUCUUUAUCCAGGUCUGGGUAGUGCUUCUGAUUGGUUGAGGGAUGACCAUUGAGACGCACUACCUAGAUUUGCACUCGUUCUUCAGAUGUCAUUUCGCUCGGAAACCAGUAGUGGCGUCGCAAAAUGUCGACCGUUUUCUUAGGCUGGCUGAAAUGUGGCGGUAGUGGCAGGAUCUGCUCUGUAAAAUUGUGACACCUGUACUAACAGAGCUGCGAUUUUCCCCUUCCUCAGGCUUCUUCUUUAGUUUAUUUCUUGCUAUUUUAUGCUGAGGACCACACAACUCAACACAUGGAAACACUGUUACAAGGGCUGUAUAAAGCUAGUCAGGAUGAAAAUGAGCAAGUUGUUAAACAGGUAACACCUUAUAUCCUUCAAUCGGCUAACUUUCCAUUAUAAGUCGAAACUGAAACAAAAAGAGUUGGCUUGGAUUUAGUUACGUUAAUUUUUGCUGAGUAUGUGCCGCUGGCCACUCAGAACACCUUUCCCAUUUUUGUCUAUCCUGUGGCCAAAUAAAGACCCCAUCUUAGUCACUUUUGGGAGAAUGUAAUUUUCGCGAUUCCAACUUGGUAACUUUCUUUUUAUGCAUAUAACUUAUAAAGCCUUUUAACUAGGUCAUCCUGAAAUUUUAUUGACACAUUGGUUAACUUUAAUGAAGUAAAAAUCUUCCCAUUUUUAAAUCCCUACCAGUACCUACCUGAAUUUUCUGAUCCCCCAAAUCCCGAAAAUGUGCGAUCCCAUUCUAGUAACUCUAAUGAAAGUACAGCCCCAUUAUAUUCAAUGCAGUCGUGGAAAUGCGAACCGGUCCAGCGGCACAUCCCCAUUAGCCUAUCACUAGGAAUUACUUCCCCCCCACCACGCCCUCGCGGAGAAAAAUGAUCUCUAGGGGGUUUAUUUUGCUUGUAAGCGAACAGGUGUAUAGGGAGUUUGUUGAAUAACAAAUUUAGUGCACCAGUUUUCUUCUUAGGGAAACAUUUCUCUUCGACAGUCAGUUUUUGACAUAAAGGUUUAAGGAAAUAAUAACAAAAAAACUUUCUUAUAUAACAAGCAGAUUUAUAUUGGUUUCCUAAUUGAAAUUAGCCCAGGCACUGUAUUUGGGGUAAAAAUCGUAACUCCCUUUCCCUUGUUAUUUUAAUUUCAAAUAUUGAUAGUUUAUGCGUUACUCUACCAAGGUUGUAUCAAGUGCGGAGCUGGUUGGUAGUUUCGUUGAUCCAGCAGUGUUUUGCAAGUUAGCUCUCCCUCAUCUCAAGUCUGCAGCAGGCAGUUCUGCUACUGGUUGCAGUAGUUGUUUGUUGAUUCUUGCAGCAUUGAUAAGGGGUUGUAAUCCAAAGCUCCUUAAACCUCUUCUAAAGGUAAGUUCCUGCAAUCCUCUGACCUCGCAGACGUUCUCAGGGCUUCGUCAUGUGUUCCUCCUUUACGAAUGAUUUACCUGCAGGAACUUAGCCUCUCAUGGAGAUGUUCUUAGGUCUUCUCAAUCGUUCAUGGCCUGAGGAACGCAUUAACAUUAAGGGCAUUCAUUUAUUGUAACCAGUGCCACAAAAGUACUCUGGUAAAGUCCCUCACACACUGUUAAAAAUUUGCCCUCAAAGAGCUUGAAAAGGAAGAAUAGUAAGAUAUUUAUAUUUGUAGGCUUGGUGUCGGCCUAUCACGUGUACAAGCACUCGCUCACCCCAAAAAGAGUCGCAAAUGAACCCUUGGCUAUCUCAGAGUUUAUUUCUUAAUGAAAAAAGUCCAGGUGUGAAGCUUUCUCUUCCCUUCCGUCAGAAUCGCUUUCAACCACUCUGCUCACUUUUUACCCACUUUUAGCUAACUUUUAAGAAAAUCUAUGGGAUCCUCUAUGAUUUUUCCUUUCAAUGAACAAAUGGCUGUACAUAGGCCUUACGAAGUUUUAACAAAUUAAUUUUAAGUGAUCAAAGUCUCGUUUCCAUUUUUUCAAUCACUGUUGUGAUGUUUAUUGUCGACUAAUAUUUUAUUGUGUAUUCUCAAUUCUAGGAUGUAUGUAAUACAAUUUCUUUACAAGAUGUCUGCUGCACAGAACAGUCUUCUUGUCAACAACACCUUUUAGCGACGGUUUCUGCCAUUGUAGACAAGGCUGGUGAAGAGACCGGCACCCACAGUUUCACAUUAUUCUACGUUUUAUUACAUGUGAUGGCCCUUCAGCCACAAGGAAGCCUUCAACGAGAGGUAUAAGUUGCGACGGAAGUAUCGAUCAUUAUUGCUGCAAGUACAGUAGAACCUCCCGUAAAGAACUCUCUGAGUAUCAGAGAACGCAGGAGCGUAGAAUCCAUAUAAGCACAUAUGCCCGUGCGUACAUCUGAAAUGUAAUCUGGAAAAAAAAUAUGUGCACUCAACUGAGAUUGGGAUUAUAUGUACGCAAAACGCAGGUGAAGUCAGUGAAAUUAGUCAGUGACGGCACGUCACGCCCUUUGCUUGUAACCUCCUUGAUGGCGUCACUGUUUUACCCUUUUUUCCCGUUAUUACUGUAACCUUACCGAUAACGAUAGAGAUGGGAAAAGUAAACAACUAACUGCUGCAUUUUUCUUCGUAUAUAUUUACUGAAAAUGUCUUGCGGAAAAAGCAGAAAAUGGCAUUUCCGAGACCCUAAAUGUCAGAUCCCCCCAGUCUAAGCCACCUUCGGCGCUAUAACUUUCAUCCUGUGCAUACGCUUUCAAAAUCGCACGCUGCGCCCCUGGAGAGGGUCCCUCAGGAGAGGUGCCCUCUAAAGGGAGUUUAAAAAUAAGGGUUUGUAAAUGGCUUGAAUCACGACUAGAAUCCUAAUGGUGCUUACCAAAAAUUGACCAGACCCGGUUUUUGAAGAUGAAAUGUGCUUUCUUCGAAAGUUUAAGCUAAAAACCCAUCACUACUGUGCAUUCACCAUUUACACAUAGACCAUAAUACACCUUGCUUGCACCCCGAAAUUUAGCAUAAUUAUUGUCCUCGAUUUUUCUUGGGACGGCUGUAAUACCCAGGAGAAAUUGGAAACAGUGGUUAUGCAAAAUUUUGGGGGGUAAAGAAGGUGCAUUAUGGUUUAUGUGAAAAUGGUGAAUCGGCAACAAUUAUUCCACGACUGCUCGUUGGAUGUGAGAUGAUAGAUAGCCAACAAGGCGCGUACACUGUAAUUUUCAGGGAGUUAUAAUUACUCCUCCAGCGGGGCUAAUCUAACUCCUUACAGUGGAGUUAUUUUUCGUGGAGUUAUUUUAACUCCAAAAAGGAGUUUAAAGAACUCUUUUUCAGGAGUAAAAGUGACCCCAGAUAUUGAGGAGUUAAAAUAACCCCAAAAAAGGAGUUAUCCUGUACCUAAAAUUUUUACUCCACUUUCAGAGUUAAAUUAACUCCAAAAAGAGUAAAAACAACCCAUGUAAGGAGUACAAGUAACCCCAUUUCGGAGUGAUUUUAACUCCAGACUAGGAGUAAAAAGAUUUCUUUUUCAGGAGUAAAAAUGACCCCAAAUUCAGAGUUAAAUUAGGAGUUAAAAUAACCCCCCAAAAGGGGUUAUCCUGUACCUAAAAUUUUUACUCCAUUUUUGGAGUUAUAAUAACUCCCUAAAAAUUACGGUGUAGGGCCGAGUUGGCUAUAAUCAUCUCGUAUCCAGCAAGUAUGAGUGGAAUAAUUGUUAAAUAAUUUGUUUUAAUUAAAAAAACACCCACAAAAUAUCGAGAAUUCUUCCCGACUUUAUUUGUAAAAACAACCGAUUUUCAGCUUGUUUUUAAUUUUGAGCAGACGCGUACAGUUACCAUAUUUGGAGAGCAUGGUAUAAUGGCUCAUAUACCAUGUUGGCUGAGCCAAUCAGAGCUUUAGAAUUGCAUUAUCCGAUGAUUCAGUUUUUAAUAAUUAGGAAUAGACUGACCUGGCUGGAAAUUUGUGAUUAACAGUGGAAAUCUCUUUACAACUGGACUGGUCUGGCAAAGCAGUUUUGACUGAUGGAAUGCGCCUUAAUUGUCCGCUUACCUAAGUGUCCGCUCAAGGUGGUUCGACUGUAGCUUGGCGCAUGUACGUGCUGUUUUAGUAUCGGAUCCAAUUUACUGUUUUGCGUUUCUGACUUCAUUUUGACAGGUGAAUGUUGUGUUAACCAAGCUUGCAUCAACGCAAAGAUUGGAAAGUGUGUCAAAGCUGUAUGAAAAUCACAUUCAGGAGUUCCUUGAGAAGCUUAAAGUAAGCAGUACUGCUUUAGGUUAUGCUGAGGCGGAAACACAUUGUAAGACUAGGCAUACUUCUUUUUUUAAGAACAAUCUGACUUGUGGAGCUAUGUACUCAGUAGAUAGAUACUUGUCUGUUUAGUAACUUAUCCACCUUGAAGACCGUUUACGAAAAUUAUUCGGUUUCUUGUGGACAGAGCUUUUAGUCGCCGCAUGAUUACUGAGUGUUCGGUGGGGAUCAUUUGUUCGUACUAAUGGUCUGUGUUUAUAGUCAGUGAUUAGUUGGAAGCGUUACUCGUUUGAAUGACGUCUAGUCCACUGCCGUCACUGUGUAGACAAUAGCCUAGUCGAUAGGUGUAGAUGAUAACAUUCACCUCUUUUAGGGAGACAUUCACUUCUCCUCCCUUCCCCUGAGUUCCUUUCAAAUACAGUGAACCUCGAUAUAUCGAAUAGCCGAGGUUUUAUUUCCUGCUUCUUUUGCCUAUAUUUUACCAUUACUAGGGCGAAGAAUGUCUUUCGGCAUACCGAAGUUCCACUGUAUUUGCUCAGUGACCAUUCCAACUUUUUAUUCUUCAGGUGAGCCACACCUCUUGGACUCAUCAUUCUCCAGAGUGUCGACUGUUUGAUGUGCUGUUGUCAGAAUCUGGACCAGUAGUUAGUGGGCACCUUACAGACGCCAUGGACAUCUUUACAGAGUGCUUAGACAGUCAGAAGAAAGACCCUGAAUUGCGACUAAAGUAAGUGGGUGCAUAAGUGUUUCCUGGGGUCUCUGAGAGUCACACACCCUACUGACGCCAGCGCUAGUUUUCUGCUAUGUAGAUGAAGCUGUGUUCAUCUUAUUAAGAGUUACAGAAAGGCAAGAAAAAAUUGGCCAGAAACAACUAGAAACUGAUGCCCGCCCGAUUUGGCCAACAAGGGUGAUCGCCUUAAAAGAGAUCAAGCGUUUGGUUAAGAUAGCUGAAUACUGGCCAAGUUCUUUUUUUUGCCCUUUUAUGAACCAAGACAAGGUCUAGGUCAAUAAAACUGCAAAAUCGAACGAAGCCAGUAUCCAUCCUUUGUUGACCGGGCAAGAUAAGCUUAUUUUUUUUCGGAUAGAUAAUCAGGAUCACAAUAUUCCCUUCAUCUUGCCCACUCUCGAAACCAGCCAUAUAACCGCCUGAAAAGGUUUACAUGGGUGUCCGCCGAAAAAGAGUUCAUUAUACAUGAAUACAGAAACCUAACGAUGACAUACAGUGGAACGUCUGUGUGCCAACACUUCUCGAAUUUUUCAACCAUCAAAAUCAGUUUGCCCUGUACUGGCCCCAGUUUUUCAAAAGUUGGAUGGCGCUAUCCUCCAGGGCCCAGUUGUUCAAAAGGUGAAUAACGCUAUCCACUGGACAAGUCACUAUCCACUGAAUAGCGCAAUUGGUUCCCGUAGUACUCAUCCGCUGGAUAGUGAUUUAUCCGGUGGAUAGUGCUAUCCAACGUUUGAGCAACCCGGGCCAGGUAAAUCACUAUCCAGUGGAUAAGUGUGAGGGAAACCAAUUACGUUUUCCAGUAGAUGGUGAUUUAUCCGGUGGAGAGAGUUAUCUACCUUUUAAUAAUAAUAAUAAUUUACCAAUUUAUAUAGCGCGUAUUUACAUGAAUUGGAGCCUCUCAUGAGUGACCGUCUUCUGUGGAGCACCACCACAUCUUGGCAUUUUGGAUGGUUGCUUGCGGAAGGUUUGGCCGUACUUCACUUCAAUCAGAGAAGGAAAUUAUUUUUAAAACUUACUUAAAUGGAUUGGAUAAUUCAUCGAUUUAAAUUCGGUAUCAUCGUUUCUGUUUUUUCCAACAAUAUAAGGCCUCUGUAACGAAGUUAUAUGGUGAAAUAUAGGUUAAAAAGUGGUAACAGAAAAUUUGCAAAUCGACACUUGGACGCCAUCUACCUUCUUUCUUAUGAAACUGAAUUGUUGCUGAUGCUUGCACGGCAACACAAAAGAAGAACCUCACAGUGAUGGAUCUUGCUAAUUUAAGCUGUUGCGAAUAAAUAACUUGAGAAAUAUUGAAAAUGCUAUAGUUAGCUGUGUUGAAAAUUAAAUACUUCAAGAUUAUUGUGCCGUUAAUAACACUUAUUUUGACUGAGGUAUGAAGCGAGUUAACGAAAUAUUUUUUUGUGAAAUUACAAUUACGAUCCCACGACCGAUCAUUUAGCCUCCCUCGCAGCCGUUUUUGUCCCGUCACGAAACGCGCGAGACUAACUUUCUUUGAGUAGCGCGUUAAUGCUAGUAAUAUUUAUGUUUGGAUUUACCCUUAGGAUGUUUUCCUUGUUGUCACGUCUUCUCAUGAAUCCUUCCCAGUCGGUGGAGUCAAAGAACGCUUUUAGCUCACAUUCAGUGACUGUUGUACAGAAACUUGUUAUUCGUAACUGUGUGUGGCAGGCAGGAAGGUAAAUUCAUAUUUAAUGUUGCUGAAUAGGUGUGCUGUAUUUAAUGCACCUUUUUAAACAGGACUUCUGACAAUGCCAAAUUUUUGUUACAAUUUGAGCAACAAUGUGAACGAACUUCUAUUACUUCCAGAACUGCUGCCGCUGUCCGUUCUGCAGCCAUCUCUUGUCUCUGGGCGUUACUAAACUCUAAUUUGUUAUCUUCUCAAGAUGCCUCGCAAGUAAUGAAGGAUCUUCUCACUCAGGUAUUGCAAAUCCACACUUGAACUCUGAACAGACUUAUAGAAGACUAGUGUGCGUUUUUUUCACAAACUGAGGCCUUUUUGUUAUCUUUCUUACAGCUUAUAACUUGCUUGGACGACCAUAAUCAAACAACACGGCUUGUAACGUGCAAAGCUCUUCAAAGAUUACUGGUAUCCUGCAAAGACACUUUUAAUGGUAAUGUGUUUCUUUUCUCAUUUACGCUAGUUAUGUGGCAGAAUGACUGAACAGGGGUAGUGUCAACGUGAUUUAGUGCUAGUUGUUUAUAGCAAUGCAAUUUCCUUGAGAGUGACCAGGUCUAAGUGCAAAUUACGUUAGAAGUAUGAUGUCGCUAAUUAAAACUGUUUAAGUGUCUUUGGUUAGGGAGGCCUAGUAGUUAAGGGGGUUGUUAGUCGUGGAUUGAACACCGCUUUCUGUUCCAGGUUAUUUUUAAUGGCGAAUGUUGUCUUUGGAGGUUGUCUCGUUUGUUUGUACGACCUGUUUAAAAUGAGUGUUCGUGAAAGUCCCCAAAACAGUACCGUAAACUGCCGCUUACAAACCCUAAGCUUACAUCAACUGGGAAUGGUCGUAAGUGGGAGGGGGUUGGGGCUUAAAAACGGCAGUUUACGACGGUAGGAGUUCGGCGCGGUGCCGCUACCCAAGUUACUAAGAAGGUAAUGGCAGGAUCUGACGGGAUGGAAAUAGUUUUAGCCAAUCAAACAGAUAUUGCGAGGUUUAAUUCCGCUAUAGAUGAGGUACUGUGGGACUAGCACCGUCUUGUACGUCUAAUUCCUAGUAGAAGUAAAGUUUACUUUGUCCGAUCUGUCUAUUUUCAGUGGACAUGCUUCACCAAAUCUACCCCGAGUUACUGAAAAGAAUGGAUGACAGUAGUGAUGAAAUUAGAGUCGUUGUCACCAAAACCUUUCUUGCUUAUUUUAGGUGAGGAUUAUAAACUGUUAGUCAAGUACCUUUGUAGAUAUGGUUCAAUUUCAUCGUUGGUAUUGAUUCAUUUUCCUUUGUUUUAAACUCAUCCACCAUUACUAUAUCCAAGAGCACAGAAAUAUAAAAUUUGAUCUAAGGAAAAAAUUGAGCCACAACAUAAACGCUCUAAUAUUUAAUAGACUAACUAAAAAGAGGAGUGUUUCAUCCAUUAUCUAGACCGGGUCUGAGAAGCGGAAUGAUGAGACGAGGCGCAGCCAGUUGAGCGAUUUUCGUCCCUUAAAAAAUAGUUUCAGGAAAUGUUCGUUUCAGUCCUCGCCAAAAAUCCUUGAAACACACAUGCACUUCCCUUUCCCUCUGCAAUGUUGAGAAGUGAUUGCAACGUUUCAUGGCUACAAAAACAUUGCAAAAGGGAGGAGGAAAAGGAAAGGGAGCGAAAUUUUCCAAAGUUUUUCAAGGUUUUUGUCUGCCAAAGUGGUUCGAGGUUUUUGCCUGAGACUGUGGCUAUAAGGCAGAAACAGUAUUGUGCGAUUGACCAAAAUAAAGAUUUUAUGCUUGGAGAACCACACUGAUCAUUAUAUCCAGAUGCGGGGUCUUUGUUCUUCACCUUUAGAGAGAUUUUGCCCUCUUAUUGGAAUAGUAUAUCACGCACAAUAAGGAGCUCGACCUCGUAAGGCUUUUGCCAUUGACACACGGGUUUCUAAAGCUAAGUAGGUAAAGCCGCCGUUUUUCCACGUGGACUGUCAUAUCCUGAGCCUGUAUUAACUCCUAAGACUACUUUCGACUCGAUUUAAUUUUGUAUGCCAUUUGGGUUCUGAAAUACCCCAUUGACCUUUCAGCGCUUGUGGAAGACAUGCACUCGAAUGUAUGGUUCAUUGUAAUGCAGUAUAAUAUGUCGUUUUAUGGUUACUGUGUAUUUCAUUUCCUGCCAGAGCGUUUCCUUCAAAGUACGACCACGACUUGUACAAGUUACAUUUGGAAGCCAUGUUCAAAGGUCUUCUUGUUCAUCUUGAUGACCCAGCAGCUUCUAUACAGGUAAAAUUACUCUUGCUCAUCUGACUAAUUAGGGCAGUACGCCAGGAUUAUAAGGUAGGUGCAAACCACCUGAAGUAUUCAGGAUCAACUGAUGGAAUUGAAUGAAUAGCCAGUAAACCAUUAGCUACAGGCUGUAUGAUCUAAAUGAAACGUGUGUUCAGGGACCUAUGUCGUUGUCACAAAGACCAGUUCUUUGGAGUGAACUUUUCAGGUAUACACAACAAUAAAAAACAAAACAAAAACAUAAGAAAACUAGCAACAAACAAAAAUACAAUGGUAGGAGUGAGUGGUUAGAUAUUGGAUCUUGAGUAGAUGGGAAUGGGGUGUUCUGUUAACAUAUAUUGUAUCAUGAAGAACAAGCGAGUUAUGUCAAAUCCUCAGCUUUUGGGUCUUUUUUGUCAAAAGACAUGAAGGUAAAUUUUAGCUUCUAAGACGGAAAAGAGAUUUCCGUCUUAUAGAUCGUUUUCACUGUCACGCAACAAAAAAAUAAAUUGGAAACCGUCCAGUAGAAGAAGCCAAGAAAAUGAAAUGUUAUAAAAGACUUUAUGGCCCGCAGUUUCUGAGUUAUUUGCCGAAACGUUUCACGCACCUUUGUAGAGCUUUGUAUGGAGACGCCAUAUUGGUGCACCGUUUUGGUGCACCAAUAUGGCCGCCGGAAAUCAACAAAAACGUCUGGAAUUUAAUAUUUCUAUAAAAGCUCUUUCGUUUCACUCGAGAACUAGCAUACGAACGCAUAAACAUAUCUUCUAAUACUUGAAAUAGUUAUACUGCUGAAAAUCAAGAGGAGAGACUUUUUUCAACGAGGUGGUGUCACGCACUGUAAAAACUCGGAAGUUCAAAUUGCUGUAUUUUCGAAAUGAAACAUGCUACGGGAAUGGAAACUUGUACAAAGAUUUACUUUUUGUUUAAAUUCAACCUAGUGUAAAUGAGAAUUCGUACAACCUCGCUAUUUUGACUUUACAAUUUGAUGACGUCACGGUGAAAACCAUCUAUAGAGAGUCAACUACAAGUAGUAAAGAAAGGCAGGGACAAACUCUAGGCGUCCGUUUUAGUGAACUGUCUGUCAUAGAGUCAACUAAAAGAUAUAAAGAAAGGCAGGGAUGAACUCUUGGUGUUUGUCUUAAAGAGAGUCAACUAAAAAGAGUAAAGAAAGGCAGGGACCAACUUUAGGCAUCCAUACUAGCAAGGUGUCAGUCUUAUAGAGGUGUCUAUUGCAGGAAGGAUAGGUAUUGACUAAGUGUUAUUUUACAGGUGUGCUGUAGUUCGGUGAUGACCAGUUGGAAUGUAGUGUUAGCCAAUGACGAAAUAGUAAAUUCUGCUCUAUUUACAGGAAGCAGUUCUCAGUGUGUUAAAAGAAGCAGCACAUGUGCAACCUCUCUUGUUGAAAGAACAGGUUGAGUCUGUUAGGCACAAGCACAGAGUGGCCAGGUAA